Messenger RNA from Ilyonectria robusta, 1400 nucleotides. RefSeq lists its product as uncharacterized. The transcript is spliced from 4 exons. Bases 369 to 1145 code for a protein of 258 amino acids. The record is from RefSeq and is a predicted model, not a curated record. Gene Ontology annotation, molecular function: oxidoreductase activity, acting on the CH-OH group of donors, NAD or NADP as acceptor. NCBI's taxonomy places the organism in Eukaryota, Fungi, Ascomycota, Sordariomycetes, Hypocreales, Nectriaceae.
GGGUUUCACUAUGGAAUAAGAGUCUCAGUCCAAUGUCUGAGAGACAUCGGCCUCAUACGAGAUGAUUAGGGAAGUUUGCCAGCAAAUCAACACUGCUAAAGGGGCAGAUAUUGCUCAAGUAUCACUGCAAUUCAAUGUACCGUGCUUCUUAGUGCACUAGCUGAUGUAAGUGCGCGCCGUGGUGUUGAUUUAUGGUGGGAGAUAAGACGUAGAACGUGAUACCCCGCCAUUGAUCCAUUACAUCACGCAAGCAGGAACCGGACUGCGAGGGAGCGAACGUGUUUGUGACAUCAAUCUGGCAAAGACACGUCCCACAUUCCAUCCCGACCAAAAUACAGAACUACUCGAAACGAACAAGCUGGACCGUCAUGUCGUUGGUGUUAAUCGUGGGGGCCACUCGGGGCUUGGGCGCCAGCCUGGUCAAGCAACAUGUUGCGCGAGGGAACACGGUGUAUGGCACGAUGAGAUCGACAUCCAGCCCGGAGGGUUUCCCUACUCAGGUGAAGUGGCUUCCGGGGAUCGACUUGAUGGAUCCCCAAGUGGGUGAGAAGCUGGCCGCAUCUUUCGAGGCAGAGCCCCGGCCGCUUGCUGAAUUGAUAAUCUCGGCUGGGCAUUUCUCGACUGAAGAUCUCACCGUGGAGAAAGGACCCAACUGGGAAGAGGAAGUGCGGAUGUACACGACCAGCUCCAUCGCACCCGUGUUCAUCGUGCACUCACUGGUGAAGGCCGGCUUGUUGCAGAAGGGGUCUAAGGUGGUCUUCAUCUCAUCCGAAGCUGGUAGCAUCGGGCUUCGGCACGAGAAGGAGGGUGGCGGCAACUAUGCCCACCACGCCAGCAAGGCGGCACUCAACAUGGCAGGCAAGCUACUUAGCCUGGAUCUCAAGGAGAAGGGGGUGAUUAUCAGUAUUGUGCACCCGGGUUUCAUGCGUACCGAGAUGACCAAGGGCGUCGGGUUCGACAAGUAUUGGGAUGACGGCGGAGCGGUGACACCGGAUGAGGCAGCUGCCAGCUUGAUCGACUGGACGGACAAGCUGGAUAUCAGCAAGUCGGGAGAGUAUUGGGCUCCUCGUGGACCUCGAGAUAUUGGGACGGCCGAAGUCGUCCUUGGAGGGGAUCUAUCGACCCCACUAAAACUUCCCUGGUAAAUCAAGGUCUUGGAGGAUCUCGUUCCUGAGGUUGUAGAUGAAAGCAGUCCAGCAAGAUUCAAUAGUUAAGCCAUUCCAAAGUAGCACCCACAUAGCGCCUCGUGGGGGAGAGUGAAUGCCGUCAUGUGGGACACUCUUGGUAGCGCAAGAAGGUCUCGCGGCACGGAGGGGUCAUCUGGAAAUUGAAGUAAUUUCUCGUAAUUCGACGACCGCGUCUUUUGGCGAAGUCUGGGCGGACCACACCUGAGAGCCAGA